UAGCAAAAUGCCACACAGUUACUUGCAAACUAGCACAAAGGUGAAUGUGCUUUAUGAAGGUAGCUUGACUCAGAUGGGCUGAAAUAGGAGCAAAGAGCAAAAGGCAACCAACGGUGAAAGCAAGAAUUCACAGGGAACAGGCAGGCAUGCGAGCAGUUACUUAGAUUGAUCUACAUGACCAGCUUAUUUUCUGUAAAAGAAGAAUCAGCCAAAGGGAGUAAUUUAAGACCCACUGCAGGUGUUUGAGCUGCACUGCUUCUACAACAAAGGUCUCUAGACUCACCACAUCUUGGGAAGAGAAUGGCCACUUCCUGGGGAGCAGCCUUUUUCAUGUUAGUGACAUCCUGUGUUUGCAGCACUAUCUUCCACAGAGACCAGCAGACUUGGUUUGAGGGUGUCUUCCUGUCUUCCAUGUGCCCCAUCAAUGUCAGUACCAGCACCUUGUAUGGAAUUAUGUUUGAUGCAGGGAGCACUGGAACACGAAUUCAUGUUUACACCUUUGUACAGAAAAUAGCAGGACAGCUUCCAGUUCUGGAAGGGGAAAUUUUUGAUUCUGUGAAGCCAGGACUUUCUGCUUUUGUAGAUCAACCUAAGCAGGGUGCUGAGACUGUUCAAGAGCUCUUGGAGGUGGCCAAAGACUCAAUCCCCCGAAGUCAUUGGAAAAGGACCCCAGUGGUUUUGAAGGCAACAGCGGGACUGCGCUUACUGCCAGAACAGAAAGCCCAGGCUCUGCUCUUUGAGGUGAAAGAGAUCUUCAAGAAGUCACCUUUCCUGGUACCAGAUGACAGUGUUAGCAUCAUGGAUGGAUCCUACGAAGGCAUAUUAGCUUGGAUCACUGUGAAUUUUCUGACAGGUCAGCUGCAUGGCCACAGUCACGAGACUGUGGGGACCCUGGACCUGGGGGGAGCCUCCACCCAAAUCACAUUUCUACCCCAGUUUCAGAAAACCCUGGAACAAACCCCUAGGGGCUACCUCACUUCCUUUGAGAUGUUUAACAGAACUUAUAAGCUCUAUACAUAUAGUUACUUGGGAUUUGGAUUGAAAGCUGCAAGACUAGCAACUCUGGGAGCCCUGGAAACAGAAGGAACUGAGGGACAUACUUUUCGAAGUGCCUGUCUACCAAGAUGGUUAGAAGCAGAGUGGAUUUUUGGGGGCGUGAAAUACCAGUAUGGCGGCAUCCAAGAAGGGGAAGUGGGCUUUGAGCCCUGCUAUGCUGAAGUGCUGAGGGUGGUCCAAGGAAAACUUCACCAGCCAGAUGAGAUCCAGAGAAGCUCCUUCUAUGCUUUCUCUUACUACUAUGAUCGAGCUGUUGACACACACAUGAUUGAUUAUGAAAAGGGGGGUAUUUUAAAAGUUGAAGACUUUGAAAGAAAAGCAAAGGAAGUGUGUGACAACUUGGAAAAUUUCACCUCAGGCAGUCCUUUCCUGUGCAUGGAUCUCAGCUACAUCACAGCCUUGUUGAAGGAUGGCUUUGGCUUUGCAGACAGCACCGUCUUACAGCUCACAAAGAAAGUGAACAACAUAGAGACAGGCUGGGCCUUGGGGGCCACCUUUCACUUGCUGCAGUCUCUGGGCAUCUCCCACUGAGGCCACACCCUUCCUCUGAGGCCUGCAUUUGCCAACAACCUUUUAACGGGAGAAGGAGACAAGACUCAGUCAUGUUAUGAGGCGGUUUGGAAACCACCUGGAUUGAAACCCAGCAGCUGGCUUCAUCAGGAGGAAGAGGUUUUUGUAGACAGCUCUUGCCCUUAAGUCUAGAGAUUUGGGUUUAAUUAAUUUUACACAUCUAAUAGGAACUGGUACCUAACCAUUCUGCUUGCACGGCUGGUACUAGAGUCUAAAUUUUUGAGCAUGCUUGUGUGUCACAGAGAGCCAAAAGGAAUAGCUUUGGAACUUAACCAAAGAAAAAUCUCAUUUCAACCCUUUGAGUGCCUCUUUCCUUUUGAACAUUUUAAGUUUCCUCUUACAUGCUAAUCUUAGCUGACUGAUUGCAAUCCCAUAGCCUGUCAACACCAGUAUAUUUUUCCUCCCUGCACAUUGCCUUUCCCACCCUUAUCAUACCCAUCCACCCACUUGCCCAAAAAAGACAGGAAAAAAUAUCUGGUUUUGUAAUUCAAGAGGAAAGAAAGGUACCAUCUCUGAAGUUGUGUGGUACUGCUUUGUGCUAGCUCCAAUCAGCCAGCUGAGAGCUGUCCUCUUAGCAGGAGAGCAACUCCUACCUGUACAGCCUUAAGAAAAGAGGCCGUCCAGUCUCUAAGGACAUGUUUUGGGAGAGCGUGGCUGCCUUGUAUAGGCCACCUUCUUUUAAUCAACUUUUUAUGUCAACUGUGAGAUUAAUGAGUAUGUCCAGCCUUCUAGGAAUAUGUGUUUAUUCAGUGCUGUGCCUCCUUCCAGGCUCUGUUGAUAGUAAUUUGUCAUCCUAAUCUUAUUUCUUUGUAUUUCUAAGAAGUACAUCUCUACCCUUCUAUUGGAGGAUCUAGAUUUUGGCCGUAGCUCCUUUCAGUUUGCCUUUUUAUUCUGUUUAUAGCAACAUUUCCUCCUACCUGGCCCCUGAUCAUUUUAGCUACCAUCUCCUAAAUUGUCUAGUUACAGGGUUUCUGAUACCCUUCUCGAUGAUAAGCUAACAUUUUAUUUUCUUGGCCAUUUUGGCCCUCACACUGUGGAUUCUUUUUGGGUUGGAAUGCUCUGAGCCCUUGAUUUUGUGAAUUACUUCCCCUAAAAUUCAUUAUCUCGUACUUUCCCAUACGCCCAUCACCUACUUCUUGUCUGCCUGCUCAGCGCCCUUGGGCUUGAAGGAUCUUCCUGUUGACUGGCUCUUUGACCUUGGCUCUUUACCUCCAGCUUCUUUCCAGCAGUUUGUAUCUUCCACACUUGUAGCCAUCACAGUAGCUUUCUUCUGGCACUCUCACCAAAAAAAAAUGUUAUUAAACACCUGGCCCUCACAAGAGCUCCUUUUUUAAAGUUAUUCCACUGAGUCAGUAAGUGGUUAACAUCUAAUGUGCAAGUAGCUAGCCAAAUUUUAUCUUUAUCUCCCACAUUUUAGUGUGUUGUUUGGUUUCUUUAUUUCAUUGUGGAAUUUUUUCAGAUUCUUCAUACUGACUUUCUUUUCUUUUUUACACAGACUUUUAUACCAAGGUCACCUUGAUACCUAUUGUCUUCCUCAAAAGAAUGCUAAUACGUCAUACCAUCUUUAGAGUUGGAAACAGCCCAAAGAUAGAAUCCAGCCUUCUGUUGCAGAAUCCCCUUAACAUUUCUAAGUAGCUGUAUUUAGCUUCUGGUUAGCAUGUUUUGAGACAGCUCAUUGCAUUUGGGACAGCACUGAUGUCAAAUAUCCCUUCAAUGUGGCGCUGCAAUCUCUCCUCUCAGUGGUCUUCUCUAACUGCUCCUUUCACAGCCUUUCCAUCUCCUGAAGAAAAUUCCUCCCGAGUUCUUUGUGGUCUCUCCUUUAACACUUGGCUUCUGGACCCCUUACCAUUUUUGUCACACAGGUUGAGUGCUAGAACCAGUCAUACACUAAAUGUUGUUCCACAUGAUUAGGGAGAGACCAGUUUCUCUAGUAGAAACCAAGUGUUUUCCCCAAGAGGUAAGCUGUGUUCACUGAAGACUCCACCAGUUUGACGGUUGAGAGAGGCAAGAUUCCCUGGUCUUUGUCAUAGCUUGUCUGUGAAGAUUUUCUUAUGGACAGAGGCUGUUCAGACUCCUUUGGUCAUCCCAAGUACCUCUAGAACUCUUGGAUAGAUGCAUUAACUCCAGAAAUGUGUCUACCUAAAUUCUGAUAAAAUCUUGACUAGAACAUCAGGAGAGAAUUAACCAGUUUAUCCAUGUUAGGAGCAAUAUGGAAUAAGAAUUUUUAUUUCUUAGAAAAAUGACUUGUCUAUAAUGUCCUUUUGCCCCUUAGUGUACCUUUCGGGCCUCUUAUUGAGGAAUCCUAUAGUGGCUAAUAUUGCUGGUUAAGUUUCUUUUCUAUAAAUGUGUUUAUGUAUUUCAAAUACUUAGGACCUGGCCUGGCACAUAGUGGAUGUUGUGUGUUCACCAUCAUCAUAUGAAGAACAUCCUCUGUGGUAACGGAGGGCCUUGUAAGAUGUGCCUUAAAAUUCUUCCUAUUUUGCCUGAUUUUAUUUGCAUACUUUUGGAGCGUCCAUGUUCUUCUUUCCUGAGCUACCUUUCCAAUUUUUGUGAAAGAUGACCCCCCCUCCCCCCCCAUUCAGUGGUGACCUUUCUGGACUCUGCUAGUAGUCAUACAACUUUCACAGUAGUUGCCAUCUUUCAUUCUGGGCACAUCUUUCCAGAGAUUCCAGGAACAUUUGUGACACUAUCACUUUUUACUCUAGUAUCUUAUAAAUUUUCUGCAUUUGCCUGAAAAGCUCCCCUGUAGAAACAUCUUUCUCAUUCCUUCAGUAACUCAGCUAAACUAAACAGAAUAGUUUAGCUUGGUUCAAAAGCAGACUCUUUCUUCUCAUUUCAUCAACAAAUCAGACUUUUGGACAAAAUUUUCUCUACAGUAUACAAAUCUAAUGGAUCCCCAAAUCUCUUCAAGAGGCAUCUCUGGUACUGCGAAGUGAGCUCUUCAAACACCCACAGCACCCCUACACCCAUCAGCCACCAGUCCGCAACCAAAUAUGACAAAUUCUGCUGCUAAUCAGAUAUCCCCUUUGACCUGGCUCCUGAAGUUCUCACACCUGUGCAAUGAAACUAUUUAUUGUUUUGUCACUGAACAGACAGUGGUGUCCCAGAGAGGAACCAUAAAGAAAAGUGAGAUCCGGUGCUGUGAUAAGGAAGUAACAAUGAGCAACAGAUUUGGUUUUCUUUUUAGAAAGUCCAGUGCACCUACAACAAAGGUUAAAGCAAUUUAUUUUUAAUUUUAAAACAGUAAUUCUAACAAAAAUGCAUCAAUUGAAUAUUUUUAAUUCUUCUUUAUCAAAAGAUAAUUGUAUAGAUUUAUGACCAGCAUUUAAAAAAAACUAUAGAUCUUCUCUUUAGAAAGGAUUGUUAACAAGUGAAAAUGAAUGAGAUAGCACCUUAAGUUGUUUUAGUAAUAAAAAGUUAUUUUCAACAAAAA
Messenger RNA from Myotis davidii, 5059 nucleotides. RefSeq names its product ectonucleoside triphosphate diphosphohydrolase 5 (gene ENTPD5). Gene Ontology annotation, molecular function: UDP phosphatase activity; GDP phosphatase activity. The transcript is spliced from 15 exons. Gene Ontology annotation, biological process: nucleoside diphosphate catabolic process. Gene Ontology annotation, cellular component: membrane. NCBI's taxonomy places the organism in Eukaryota, Metazoa, Chordata, Mammalia, Chiroptera, Vespertilionidae. The record is from RefSeq and is a predicted model, not a curated record. Bases 301 to 1587 code for a protein of 428 amino acids.